Messenger RNA from Rhinolophus ferrumequinum (greater horseshoe bat), 1182 nucleotides. RefSeq names its product tachykinin precursor 1 (gene TAC1). The record is from RefSeq and is a predicted model, not a curated record. Gene Ontology annotation, biological process: tachykinin receptor signaling pathway. The coding region runs from base 98 to 628 and encodes 176 amino acids. The transcript is spliced from 7 exons. Lineage: Eukaryota; Metazoa; Chordata; Mammalia; Chiroptera; Rhinolophidae.
GACGCAAGCGAAAGGAGGCGGCUAAUUAAAUAUUGAGCAGAAAAAUCUCGUGGGGAGCGAGUCACGUGGGUCUAGAGGCUCGUGGAGUCUCAGAUAAAUGCAGCACCUCACUAGGCCGGCAGAAAGCGCGCUGCGACCUCCUCCUCCAUCGCCACAGCGACCCAGUGUGGAGCGCCCCGCGUGCGCUCAGACCAGCCAGAGCAACCCAGCGGGCUCGGCCGCAGCAAAAUCCAACAUGAAAACCCUUGUGGCUUUGGCAGUCGUUCUUCUUGUGUCCACUCAACUGUGUGCAGAAGAAAUCGGAGCCAGUGAUGAUCUUAAUUAUUGGUCGGACUGGUCUGACAGCGACCAGAUCAAGGAGGAGCUGCCUGAGCCCUUUGAGCAUCUUCUGCAGAGAAUCGCCCGGAGACCCAAGCCUCAGCAGUUCUUCGGAUUAAUGGGCAAACGGGAUGCUGAUUCCUCAAUUGAAAAACAAGUGGCCCUGUUAAAGGCUCUUUAUGGACAUGGCCAGAUCUCUCAUAAAAGGCAUAAAACAGAUUCCUUUGUUGGACUAAUGGGCAAAAGAGCUUUAAAUUCUGUGGCUUAUGAAAGAAAUGCAAUGCAGAAUUAUGAAAGAAGACGUAAAUAAACUCCCUAGUGUGUUAUUUACUGACCUUCCUUUGUGUCAAUGGCCAAUGAAAGGUAAAAAUGAGAAAUGCACUCUGAGAAAUAAUUAUUUAUUUAAUAAUUGUUUUGAGUUGAAAACUCAAAAAGUGUUUAUUUUUCAUAUUGUGCCAAUAUGUGUUGUAAAAGUGUGUUAUAAUUCUAAUAUGAUGACCCCCCUCAGAAGUAGAACUCAGUGAUAAUUUCUCAACAAAGCACAGUGUUCAAUGAAAUUGUAAAAACCUGUCAAUAAUAUAGUCUCUGAAGAAAGAAAUCAUUUUUGUUUCUUGGAAGUAGUCACGUCAGCUCCUGCUGAAGGAAAGGAAGCUCACAGACAGGCGUUUGCAUCUCCAUUUGUUUUCACGGUGAAAAUGUACUGAGAUUUGGUAUCAAACUGUAUUUGUAUCCCUGCAGCAUGUUUUAUGUUCUGUGACUAUAUAGAGAUGUUUUAAAAAGUUUUAAUGUGAUUUUAAGGUCUUCAUUUCAUUGUAUAAUGUGUUGUGAUAGUUGACAUUUUAAAUAAAAGAAAAAAUAUCUUGA